Loxodonta africana (African savanna elephant) is the source of this 14833-nucleotide messenger RNA. RefSeq names its product signal-regulatory protein beta-1-like. The transcript has 6 exons. The record is from RefSeq and is a predicted model, not a curated record. Bases 136 to 1332 code for a protein of 398 amino acids. Gene Ontology annotation, cellular component: plasma membrane. Gene Ontology annotation, biological process: positive regulation of T cell activation; positive regulation of phagocytosis. NCBI's taxonomy places the organism in Eukaryota, Metazoa, Chordata, Mammalia, Proboscidea, Elephantidae.
ACAGCCCUUUCCUCCCAUCACAGUCACUUGCUCUGACACCACAGGAGAAAAGGCUACAUCUCUCCCUGCAGAGCAGAGUCCAGGGCCUCCCCAGGGCAACAUUAGCAAAAAGAGCAAGCUCCAGGGACCACCACGAUGCCUGUCUCUGCCAACCAGCCCUGCCUGCCUCGGCCUUCCCUACUGCUGCCUCUGCUGCUGGGACUCACAGGAGUGACAGGUGAGCAGGAGCUGCAGGUGACUCAGCGUGAGACAUUGGUGUCAGUUGCGGCUGGAGAGGCGGUCACUCUAUCCUGCGUUGUCUCCUCUCCACAACCCGUGGGUCCCGUCCAGUGGUUCAAGGGGAAUGGACCAGAUCGGCAAUUAGUCUACAGUUUCCAAGGAGGCGUAGACCGCGUACGCCUCUUCCCCCGAGUAACAAAUGUUACAGACCAGACAAUAAGAGGUAACACGGACUAUUCCAUCCGCAUCAGGAACAUCACCCCAGCAGACGCCGGCACCUACUUCUGUGUCAAGUUCAGGAAGGGGAGCCCUGAAAACGUGGAGUUUAAGUCUGGUCCUGGGACACAGGUGACUGUGAGUGCCAAGCCCUCUCCCCCAGUGGUAUUGGGCCCUUCAGUGAGGACCACACCUGAGCAGACAGUGAACUUCACCUGCGAGUCCCAUGGCUUCUCCCCCAGAGAUGUCACCCUGAAGUGGUACAAAAAUGGGAAUGAGCUCCCAGUCCUCCAGACCAACGUGGUCCCGCCGGGCGACAGCGUCUCCUACAAUGUCUCCAGCAGGACCCAGGUGACGCUGACCCGAGAGGACGUCCACGGUCAGGUCAUCUGUGAGGUGGCCCACAGUACCUUGCAGGGCUCUCUUCGUGGGACAGCCAACUUGUCUGAGACCAUCCGAGUUCCGCCCACCUUGGAGGUUACCCAACUCCCCAUUCAAGGGAACCAAGUGAACGUCACCUGCCAGGUGAAGAAGUUCUACCCCAAGAGCCUAGAGCUGACCUGGUUGGAGAACGGAAAUCUGUCCCGAACAGAUUCAGCCUCGAUCCCCACUGAGGACAAGGAUGGGACCUAUAACCUGAAGAGCUGGAUCCUGGUGAACUCAUCUGCCCACAGGAAGGAUGUGGUGCUCACCUGCCAGGUGGUGCAUGAUGGGCAGCCAGCAGUCACGAAAAGCCUGACCCUGAAGUUCACUGCCCCCUCGAAGGACCAGACCACAGAGCCAUCCCCUGAGAUGUCAACUCCAUUCCUGCUCCUUGGAGGUCUCCUUCUAGGCCUCAAGGCGCUGCUUGUCGUUGGUGUCUCUGCCGUCUAUGUCUACAGGAAACAGAGGGUCUGACUCUCCUUCCUUCCUCGUCUGAUGGCCCACUCUGAGAGAAGAUGCCUGAUGGAAGCUUCUGCAGACUCUUCUCCAUGUGCCUCAAUGCUCUGGAUACCUGCCUGCCCACACCCUCUUGCUAUUCCUUCUCACAGCCCUUAGUGCCUCCAGGUCCAGGUAUUGAUAAGUGGUUCUGAAGACUGACUCACUCCACUUCCCUAGGAUAUGAGAAAAAGUGAGGUUUCCUAAACAUAUUGAGUUAUGUCUCAUCCACUGCUGUGCGGUUCGACCAUAUGCCACAUACUGAAGUUUGUGAAGCCAAAAUUCUUCUCGUCUUCCAGAUUCCUGCCAACCCUUGACUCCCCAGCCUUGCCUUCUGAGCAUAAAUGGAUCCCUAUAUCUGUUUAAAGAAGAAAAAUUAUUCUCUUCUCCCUUUUUGCCUAAGUGUCCUACUACUCACACCCAGAAGAAGUUUUUCCUCCCCUCUCUGUGAUGGGAGUGCUAGUUCAUCUAUCAUCCUGUGUAAUGGAUUGAAUUGUGUCCCCCCAAAAUAUGUGUCAACUUGGUUAGGCCAUGUGUGGUUGUCCUCCAUUUUGUGGUUUUCCUAUGUGUUUUAAAUCAUAAUCUCUGCCUGUGGUUAAAAGGAUUAGAGUGGAAUGUAACACUCUUGCUCAGCUUACCUCCCAGAUCCAAUGUAAAAGGAGUUUCCCUGGGGUGUGACUUGCACCACCUUUUAUCUCUUGAGAAAUAAAAGGAAAGGGAAAGAAGUAGAGAGUCGGGGACCUCAUACCACCAAGAAAGCAGCACCAGGAGCAGAGUACAUCCUUUGAACUUAGGGUCCUUGUGCCUGAGAAGCUGCACCACCAGGGGAAGAUUGAAGACAAGGACCUUCCUCCAGAGCCGACAGAGAGAGUAAGACUUGCCCUGGAGCUGACUCCCUGAAUUUGGGCUUUUAGCCUACUUUACUGUGAGGAUAUGAAUUUCUCUUUUUUAAAGCCACCCACUUGUGGUAUUUCUGUUAUAGCAGCACUAAAUGACUAAGACAUCCUGCAUCCUUCCUUACCCUGUUGCUCAUGGUGAACAUGUUGUCACUGUCCAAGAGCUUUUUAUACUCCACAUUCAAUUCUACCUUUAAAAUGCUUAUAUGCAGAGAUAGACUUAUAAAUGUUUAACAGUUGACUGUUCAAAAGAAGAAGAAAAAAAUCCUGAUUUGUGGCAUUUGCCAAAUUCUGAGGUGCAAAUACUCCCAUCAUGGCCAACUUCGAACUAGUAACAGUUUAGCAACUAGAUGGAAAAAUUCCUGAAAAUUUAACAACCGGCUUUCAUGAGCCAGUACAAGCUGAGUCCAGCACAUCACUGAGUUAUAUCUAUCAUCUGUACACCUCACGUCCACCACCGCUCCCUGGGCCCAGCCACCAUCAUCUCUUCCUAGGUCAUUGGUACUCUUUAACUGGCUUCCCUGUUUCAGCUUUGCUCCUGAAGAUGCCAAAAUGAUUCUUUGGAAAUGUGAAUCAGAUCUUAUCAUUCCUCUGCUUCUUCUCCAACAUAUCUGCCUGGCUCACUCCCUCCCUUCUUUCAAGUGUCUGCUUAAAUGUUACUUUAUUAAAGCACCUUCUGUAAACAGCAGUAUAUAAAAUAUUAAUCCCCCCCCCACCUGGCAUUACAAUUUGUCUUAAUCUGAUUAGUCUUUUGUCAUAGCACUAUUGCCAUCUGACGUAGUAAAUGUGAGCAGUCUUCACUUUGUGUGGUAGGUGUUGUAUCAUAAAAACGACCAUGCGAAUUAAAACCAUGGAAAGUGAUCUUAAUAGUAAAUGGGAAAAAUAACGAUUGCUCAAUGACCUUUAUAUAUUUUUUGUCAAAACAUUAAAAACCUUCCUACUGUCAGUUAUAAAUCCAUAAAAAAAUUAAACCCAUUGCUAUUGAGUUGAUUCUACCUCAUGGUGACUACAGGCGUUAGAGAGUAGAACGGCUCCAUAGGGCUUUCUAGGCUGCAAUAUUUACAGAAGCAGUUCACUAACCUUUCUUACAUGGAGUCACUGGGUGGGUUUGAACAACCAACCUUUAGGUUAGCAGCCUAUCACAAACAUCUUGGGCCAUCCAUAUACAGGGAAAUGAGAAAAAAAAAUAGUAAAAAGCAUAUUUAUUUAGUACACUGUAAUUUAAAACUUAGGAACAUUGGGAAUUACAGUGUUUUGCUUCUUGGUAAAAAAAAAAAAAAAAAAUUUCCUAAGAGUAGUUUGCCUUCUUCUCAUUGUAUAACUUACAAUACAGAGGAAGCAUCUUGCUCCUGCCUUGUUGAGCUAUCAUACUCCGUUGGAAGAUUGAAUACACUUCCAAUAUUUUAUCCUUUGCACUUCCAAUGUUGUAAAAUCUAAGAGUACCUCUAAUGUGAAGUUUUUUGCUGGUAUCACCCCAUGUGGGACAUCUUCACCCUUUUCAUCACUACCACUUUACUCAAUUAUGUUGAUAUGUUUGCCUUCACUAAGUUCCUGUGGCUGCAUGUCUAGAGUGUAUCAAACAGCAGCCAUGUCAGCAUUUCCAUGGUCAACUAUUUCUUCUGUAAUUCCUUAUAUGUUUGAUUUGAAUUUCACUUCCAGUGCUAUCGCUUUUCCUUUCUUCUUAUACUCUAAUCUUUAUUGGCCAAUUCCCAGUUCAGAUAACUCAUUUUUGUAAAAUAUCAUGUGGGUUCAUGACUGGGAGAUAACGAGGCAACAGAUCUCCAUGCUUUGCUGCCUGUGUGUAAAGUGAAGAUGAUUCACAAAUCAAUCACCAACAGAGUUUGAAAGAAGUGAAGUGACUGGUCACUGAUUAUGAUUUUUUUAAAUAAGUAAAUUAAUAAUAUUUUAUUCAAGACAUUGGUUUAUAUUAGGUGCUGGAUUUCAAAACUAAACUUUUUUUCCCAUUCAAUCACCUAGGUCUUAAAUUCUAAAGCCCUGUCUAUAAAGACUGCUCUCUUCUUUGUGUUUAAAAAAAUUCCAUCAAAAAUUCAACAUCCUUUCAAAAGUAAGGAGAUGUAAAACAACAACAACAACAACAAUAGCAAAUCCUACAUUGAUGGAGGUAUGUCAAAUGGGACACAAAAACCAACUGAAAGAGUUCCCAGGCCAAAGCUAGGAUAAUUUGUGCAACAGAUAAGUGAAGUAGUAUUGGAUUGUAUCCCAAAGUAUAUAGUCAAUAUCCACCAGUCCAUACUGAUAUAAGUAAAUGAUUGAAUAAAUCUGUAAAUUGGUGAGAAGAGACAAAUAUUCCACCCAAUUAUUUAUAAACGUUUAUGUAGAUGUUCCACUCUAAAGGAGAAGGACAUAGCUACUACUCCUUAAAUGUGGGCUGUGAAUGCCUUCCAAAGAGUACAAAAUGCAAGGGGCUGGGGGUAUAAAUUUACAGAGGAGAAACCUGACAAACGCUACCACAUCCAAGUGAUCAAAAUCCACAUCAACAGCCCUAAAUCAUGGUUAUAGUAGGUACUCUAAAUAUGAUGUGAUGAAACUAGCACUUUACCUCUUGGGAGAAGAGAAUGUGAGUCUAGAUCAUGAACACAGUUUGGGAUAUCUGAGGCAUAGAAAUGAAGAUAUCAAAAAGAUUGUAGGAUAUAUGGAUCUACGUGAUAGUCUUGCGAUUACUUAACUAUUAAGAGGUAGAUGCAAAAUUUGAACCUGGAUUGUAUCUGAUUCCAAAGCCAGUGUUUUGACAAUUGUGCCACUAAGAAUACCACCCUCCAAAGAGCUUAGAGUCUAAUAGAAAUUGAGAAGACUCCUUGGGGUGGAAGGGAGGGUAGAAUGAUAGAAGCUGGAGGAAAGUUUCUGUCCAAUUCUCAGCAGGAGCCAUGGAUGGGUCUCCCAGUGUGGAUUUCAUCAUUCCAGAACAAUGGAAUGAGAUGCUGACAUAACAAUGGGAGGGGAAUCUUGUCAUCUCAUGAGGGCGUUCAGGUCCUACUCUGCCUUUUCCUCUUCUCUUCUGGCUUUGACAUCCAGUCUGUCCCUGAGGAGGAGAGAGCAGGGAACCAGCCACGGCAACCAGCGCCUGGCUAUGGACUCUUGGACAUUAAAAGGUCACCAACUGAGUAUGGUCUGAGAAUCUCUGGACACCACAUUUGUGCUUGGGUAAAGCCAUUCCAAAGGUGAGAGAGAAGGAGGCCAACUUGCUGGCUCCUCCCACUUUCUGGGAAUGUUGCUUUGGCCCCUCCACUCCCUUCUUCCCAUAGCUAGCCCCAGACCCAGUCACCUCUUACUUUCCCAGGCAUGUCUCUAGGUAUGUUGCUUUCCUUCCUGGAGAGUGUUACCCACAGUCCCACCUUCCCCCACAAGCUCCCCCCAUCUUCUACAGCACAAAUCAUCACCAUCUCCAAAAAUCUAACACUUUCACAACCAAACUUAAUUCCUAUGCAGGAGAGGGAAAGGAGGUGGCUCUCCAUAUUGUAUGCAGGGAUUCACUGUAAACUUGGGGGCCCACUGCAGGCAUUGCACCGGGCUCAUUUUUCACCUCCAACUGUUAGAGUCCAAUGGAAAGUAAGAAGACACGGUGGGGUGGGAGAAAGAGUAGAAUGGUGGGGUAGAAAGGGUGGAGGGAAGGGUCCUUACAGAGUCCAACUCUAUCCCCAGGAAGGUGAGGUGUAGAGAUCCUGCCCUCUCCCUCCAGAUGUGCAGGUCACUGUGGCCCAGGUAUUGGGCUCAUCCAGAAGCUGGACCAGCACUUGUCUAUUAGAAUGUUCCAGAAGCCCUUGGUCCAGCUUAUGUCUCUGGAGCUCCUGGAUAAGCAAGGGCUGUGAGAUUGAAGAGAAGCCAUGAGAUGGGAAGACGCUCUGGGAGGAGCACAAGCCUGCGGGUGUCGAGACCUCUGCUCUGGCCCCCAGGACACUUUCAUCAGCAACUUCUCAGCUUGUAGCAACCUUGUCUGUCUAAUUUAUAGUCACAAAGGGAAAGUGCCACAGUCCAAUGGCUUUUCCUCUCAUCACAAUCCCCAUUCUCUGACUUCACAGAGGCAGGAACUGUACUCUCUCCUUAGAGCACAGAGUCCCAGGCCUUUCCAAGGCAUUCAGACACAGAAAUCCCCUCAGGCCACCACAAUGCCCCAUCCCUGACCCCCUGCCCCACCUUCCUCUGCCUUCUCUCCUCCAGUCUCUGUUCCUGGGACUCACAGUUAAGUGGGGGCCUCAGGCUGUGCGUGUGGUGGGAGCCCUCUGCCUAUUUACUGUGUUAUCCUCACCCAUUGCCAUAGACUUCCUUUGGAAGUCUAGGUCAUUCCAGAAAAGGCAGAAUUUAGGGGACUCAGACUUUGAUGACUUCCAGCUUGCAAAAUCUUCCAUGGCCACCCCUGUUCCACAUCCCUUUGUUCAAGUAUGGACUCAUUUCCAUGGAUACAAGGCUGGGCAAAGCACGCAUUACAACUCCUGUCCUACAGACCCUGACCCCAGCUAUCACACUAUUUCAAAGGUUCCUGGGAACAGAGGAUCUGUCUUUUAAGUUAAUUGUUGUUGUUAGUUGUCAUCUAGUCGUCAGACUACAUGUAUGCAGAGUAGAGCUGGUCUAUAGAGUUUUCAAGGCUGUGGCUUUUCAAAUGCAGAUCACCAGGUGCCACUGGGUGGGUUUGAUCCACUAAACCUUUGGCUAGUAGUUGACUGCUUAACUGUUUGUACCUCCCAAAUGCUACCUCCUCAAUGUAGAAAAAUGUUUGAAAAUGUGAAAUUAUAGACCAAGAAAAUAAUCCACAAUGCCUCCACCCACAAAUAUUCACUGUUAAUAUGUUGCAGAGGCUUAUGUGCUCACAGACCACUUUGCCAGAAGUGGUCACUAUAGAAGUUUCACCAGGUCAGUGACUGGGCUAAGCACCACUAGCGCCCCAACAGGCUACUUACUGGGUCUGCCCAGUUCUGCCUGUACUUGCUACAAAAGCUGAAUAAGCCUGUAUUGUCUCGCCCCUAGAGCCAUUGGUUUUUGGCAGAGGCUUUGAGUACCAAUUGCCACAGUGCAUAUCUUGAGGGAUUCAGACCAGAUGAAACAGGAAGCAAGACCAUUUUCUGAGUACGAGGAAGGUGGGUAUUUGAGGAACAGUAAAAGAUCUUAGACACCCAGUCCCAUUGGAGAAUUUUACAAAGCAUUUAAAGAAUACCAAUUUGACACAUCUCUUCCUGAAAAUAGAAGAAUAGUUUCCAACUCAUUUUAUGAGGCCAAUAUUACCUUGAAACCAAAACCAAAGACAAUCCAAAAAAAAAGAGAAAGCUACAAAUCAAUAUAUCUCAUGAACUUAGAUGCAAAAAUCCUUAAUAAAAUAUUAGCAAAUCAAAUUAAGAAGUGUUGAAAAGAAUUCCACACCAUGACCAAGUGGGAUUUAACCCAGGCAUGCAAGGCUGUUUCAACAUUUGAAAAUCAGUCAUCAUAAUCCUUCAUAUUAAUAGGCUAAAAAGAAAAAUUAUAUGAUCAUAGCAAUUAUAGUAGAUAAAGGGUUUUACAAAAUCCAACACCCAUUCAUGAUAAAAACUCUCAGCAAACUAGGAGUAGAGGAAAACUCCCUCAACUUGGUAAGGAGCAUCUGUGAAAAUGCCACACCUAACAUCAUACUUAAUGAUGAAAGACUGUGUACUUUCUCCCUAAGACUGAGAAUAAGGCAACACUGUGAUGGACGUUCUAGUCAUUGCAAUGAGACAAAAAAAAAAAAAAAGAAAACUCGUAUAGAUUGGAAUGGAAGAAAUAAAAUUUCCUCUCUUUGCAGAUAACAUAAUUGUCUACAUUGAAAAUCCCAAGAAAUCUACUAAAAAGUCUCUAAAGCUAAUAAGUGAGAUCAGCAAGAUGGUAGGAUACAAGAUGAACACAUAAAAACCAACUACAUUACUACAAACUAAAAACAAACAAGUAAAAAACAGUGUCAUAUACAACCGCCCAAAUGAUAAAGAGAUACUUAGGAAUUAAUCUAACUUAAUCCUAAAAAAUGAACAAGAUUUGAGUUGUGAAAAUUACAAAAUGCUUCUGAAACAAAGACAAAAAUACAAGCUAUGCACUGGGAGAAAAUAUUUGCAAACUGUAUAUCCAACAAAGAUUUUUAUCUAGAAUAUAUAAAGAACUCUCGAAAUUCAACAGUAAAAAAAAAGGAAAUACAAUGAGAAAAUGGACAAAAGGCUUGAAUAGACAUUUCAUUGUAGAAGAAAUGCAGAUGAGAAAUAAGCACACGAACAGAUGUUCAACCUCACAAGCCGUUAGGGAAACGCACAGCACACUAACCACAGUGAGAUAUCGCUAUACUUCCUUCAAAAAGGCUAAAAUAAACAUGAUAACACCAAAUACAAGAAUUUUGAGAAAGAGGAUCACCCACUUAUUGCUGAUGAGAAUGUAAAAUGGCACAACCACUCUGGAAAACAAAUUAGCAGUUUCUUAAAAACUAAACAUGCAACUACUAUAUGACACAGCCACUUAUGUUCACACAAAAACCUGUACUUGAAUGUUUAUAGUGUCUUUAUUUAUAACAGCACCAAACUGGAAACAACCCAGAUGUCUUUCAAAGGGUGAAUGGUUAAACUAUGCUACCUCCAUACCAAGCAAUACUGCUCAGCAAUAAAAAAAGAACAAACUAUUGAUUCUUAUGCCAACUUGCAUGGAUCUUUGAGGAAUUAUGAGGAGUGAAGAAUUACCUAAUCCCUAAAGGUUACAUGCUUAUGAUUUCAUUUUGACAACAUUCAUGAAAUGACAAAAUUAUAGAAAUGGAGGAUAGAUUAAUGGGUAACAGGUGUAUGAAGGAGUCCCUGGGUGGUGCAAAUGGUUAAGCACUUGAUUAUUACCUGAAAGGUUAGUGCUUUGGACACACCCAGAGGCAACUCGGAAGAGAGCCCUGGAGAUCUGCUUACAAAAAGUCACAGCCUUGAAAACCCCAUGCCAAAAAAAAAAACCAAACCCAUUGCCAUUGAGUCAAUUCUGACUCAUAGCGACCCUAUAGGACAGAGCAGAACUGCCCCAUAGAGUUUCCAAGGAGCAAGUGGUAGAUUUGAACCACUGACCCUUCCUUCAGCAGCCACAGCACUUAGCCACUAUGCCAACGGGGUUUCCAUGGAGCAGUUCUAAUCUGCACACAUCGGGUCACCAUGAUUUGGAAUCCAGUGGACAGCCACUAACAACAAAAUGACAGAGGAGGGGGGAAUUGGGUGUGGUUAUAAAAGGGCAAUCUGAAGGAUUCUUGUGUUGAUAGGCUGUUCUAUAUCUUGAUUGCGGUGGUGGAUACAUGACACUACACUUGUGAUGAAAUUUCAUAGAACAAAAUACAUACACCCAGGCACAAUCACAAACGAGUGCAAGUAUAACUGAGGAAGCCUGAACACAGCCACUGGAUUAUAUUCUGAUUGUGAUGUUGUACUGUAGUUUGGCAAGGUAUUAUUUUUGAAGAAACCUGAAUAACGAGUUCAGGAUAUCUGUCCAUAAUUUCUUACAACUCCAUUUGAAUCUACAAUUUAUCUCUAAAGAAAAAGUUUAAAAAAUUGUAAUUAGUAUAGACACUCAAAGAAGUUCUUUAUAAAUCAAAUAUGCAAGGCUAUAAUUCUGCUGAAAAUAAAGUGACUCAAUUAAAGUUCAGUCAAGUCACCUGGGAAGAAAGAAAACAAAAGAAAAAUAAUUAGGCAUUCGAUUCCAGAGCCCUAUGCUCUAGGGACCACAAACAGGACAGAAAAGGGCAAAGUCCUGCCGAAAAUAGAAAGCCAUAUCCUUUUAUAAUUUGAGUCUCCAAAGAGAUAGCUUCAUGCAGUAGCCUCUUUGCUAACAGCUUUUUAUGGAAAAUGAAGGACGAACCAAAAAGGUGGAUGGGAAAGUGAAAUCCUGCUUAUUGCUUGUGAGCAAGUCCAUCAGUGUAUUGUAUAACUUGACAGUGGAUGAAUGAAACCUCCAGGCAGGACAGAAACUAAAAGUCCAGUGCCUUAACCUCUUUGUAGCAGGUCACUGUUGGGCUACAAGGGGCAAAACCAAUAUAUCUACCAUGGCCACUGAGUAACUUCUUGCUCUUACUUGUAUUAAUCAUGGUAGGCUUGGUUAUGCUGCAUUAAAGAAUAAAUCCCAAUUCUCAGUGGCUUAAAACAAUACGAUUUAUUUCUUUAAAAAAAAAAAAAAAAAGAUAUUCUCUUGAAAACUGUUGAAUUCGCUAAUGUUGUGACAUAUUUUUUUACAACAAUCAAAAAAGGUAUGAAGGCUAUAGGAAUGAUACUAGGAUCGCAGGUAUUUCCUUAGAAAUGAACUGCACAAUUGAGAAGGGAUUUGCUGAUGCCAUAGCUCUUGUGGAAAGACUGAGAAAUUCCACAAUGCAACACUAUCUCCUACUACCAAAACUACAGCUCUCAUCAAGUGAGUAGAAGUGAUGAAGCAGGUUCAGGAAGAAAUUCGAAAAUAAAAUAAAGUUGUAAGACAUUGACCACGGUUCACAACAGUAACAGGAAUCUGUCAAGAAAACAGAAAAAUCAAAGACAUGUAUCAAAUUAAUAGAAAAUGAUGGGCCUUCCUGGAAAAACAUCAAUCUGCACAGGAAUUUAUAAUGAGCAAAUACUGGAAACAAAUGUUUAAGUUGUUAAUGGCUACCAAAAUGAUUUUGAUAUAAUAAUGAAAUUAAGAAAGCACCACUCCAAGGUUGACAUGGUACAUUGUGAAAAACCCUGUAGGGUUCUUCCCUGAUGCACCUCAAAUCACCCUUGACACAACUUAACACGGACAGGAAAGGAAGCAGAAUAAAUAUAUGCACAUGUUGGCCAGAUAACAAAAACAGCUGCAGGAACGAAGAAGCCCACUGAUACUGAUGAGCAAUAUGAUUGCAAAGAACGAAUUUUUCAACUUGAAGAUGAAACAUUCUAAAGGACAUUUUUAUAAACAUUAAUAACUUUAACAGUGAUCUGAGCCUGACGAAGGGCAGAUGAACUUCUGAGUUUAUGAGUGUCUCUUACACAGCCCCUGAAGACCUUCAGGGCUGGCCUAUCAAAUCAGUGAAGGAACAGAAAGAUCUACCCUUUAUUUAAGUUUUAUACUAUUUAUGAGAUGCAAGGAAACUCUGGUGGUAUAGUGGUUAAGAGCUACUUCUGCUAACCAUAGUUAACAAAGGCCUUGGCGAUUGCCUACUUACUUUCCGAUUAAUUUAAAUUUACAUAAAAGAAAAGUCAUCUUUGAAGGAUAUGCAAAUGUUUUUAUAUGCACCAUAAUCAAAAGACCACUACUCAUCUGUCAGCUUGUUGUACUGUGGUUGCUUUUACGUGGCUAUGAUGUUGGAAGUUAAAAAAUUUUUUAUGAUGUUGGAAGUUACCUACCGGUAUUUUGAGUGCCAGAAGGGUCACUUUAUUAGUUAUUUAGUGCCACUAUAACAGAAAUGCCACAGUGGAUGACUUUAACAAGCAGAAGUUUAUUCUCUCACAGUUUAGGAGUCUAGAAGUCCAAAUUCAGGGCACCAGCUCCCAGAGAAGUCUUUCUCUCUGUCAGUUAUGGAGGAAUAUCCUCGUCAUCAAUCUUCCUCAGGCCUAGGAGCUUCUCAUCAGGGACCCUAUGUUGAAAGGAAGCCUUCCGCGCCUGGUGCUUCUUUCUUGGUGGUGUGAGGUCCCUCUCCUCUCUGCUCGCUUCUCCCUUUUGUAUCUCCAAAGAGAGUGACUCAAGACACUACCUAAUCCUGUAGAUUGAGUCUUCCCUCAUUAACACAACUGUCUCUAAUCCUGCCUCAUUAACAUCAUAGAGGUUAGGAUUUACAACACAAAGAAUAAUCACAUCAGAUCACAAAAUGAUGGACAACCACACAACACUGGAAAUCAUGGCCUAGCCAGGUGACACAUAUUUUGGGGGGACACGAUUCAAUCAAUAACAAUCACUCAUGGUGGACAGGUUUCAGUGGAGUUUCCAGACUAAGACAGACUGGGCAGAAGGACUUGGUGAUCUACUUCAGAAAAAAUUGUCCAGUGAAAACCUACUAAAGCAGCUGAACAUUGUCUGACAUAGUGUAAGAAGAUGAGCCACUCAGGUUGGAAGGCACUCAAAAUAAGACUAGAGAAGAGUUGCUUUCCCAAAGUAGAGUCGACCUUAAUGGCGAUGGAUGGAGUCAAGCUUUUGGGACCUCCAUAUAUUAUGGUGGUUAAGAUUGUGUGUCAACUUAGUUGGGCCGUGAUUCUCAGUGUUUUGGCAGUUGUAUAAUAUUGUGAUGACUUCCCUGUCGAAAUAUGAUAUGUGAUCACCUCCAUGAUGGAAUCUGCUGAGUGGUACCGGUGAGGGUGGGACCUGUGGUGGCUCACUGCCCCCUCAGUCUUCAUGUCUCCACCUUCCGCCUUUUCCUUCCUUCCUGCUCACCUUGCAAAAGUUGUUGGAUUGUUCUGGAUCCAGCAGCUGUCUCUUGUCUGACCUCUGGUUCUUGGGACUUGAGCGAGCAGCUUACCUGUCCAUCUUGGGAUUUGCCGAUAUUCACAGCCUGCGAGCAAGAGUCCUGUUCCCCAGCCUGCCUAUCUUGGGUUCUCCAAACCCUGCAGCUACAUGACACAGGAGAAACCUUGCAGUCUUGCCCGCCGACCUUGGGGAUUUCUCAACCUUCACAGCCUUUGAGUGGGAGCCUCCUCUCCAAUGUGCUUAUCUUGGGUUCACUAGCUUCUGCAGGUCUGUGAACUGGGAAAGUCCUCUAUCCUGAUCCAAGGACUUGGCAUGUUCCAACUACUACAAUCGCAUGAGCUGUUUUCUUGACAUAAAUCUCUCUCUACAUAUUUAUACGCUUUACUGGUUUCACUUCUCUAGAGAACCCAACCUAAGACACCUUCAUUUGCUGAUGUGGCACAACUCAAAAUGAGAAGAAACAGCUGCGAACAACCAUUAAUAAUUGGAACAUAGAAUGUACAAAGUAUGAUUCUAGGAAAAUUGGAAGACUUCUACAAUGAAAUGGAAUAAAUAAAGAUCAACAUUCUAGGCAUUAGUGAGCUGAAAUGGACUGGUAUUGGCCAUUUUGAGUUAGACAAUCGUGGUCUUCUAUGCUGGGAAUGACAAAUGAGAGGAAAAGCAUCACAUUCAUUGUCAAAAAGAACAUUUCAAGAUCUGUCCUGAAGUACAAAGCUCUCAGUGAUAGGAUAAUAUCCACAUGCCUACAAGGAAGACCACUUAAUACCAUUUCAAAUUUACCACCAACCGCUAAGGCCAAAGAUUAAGAAACUGAAGAUUUUUCCAGCUUCUACAGUCCGAAAUUGAGGAAACACGCAAUCAAGAUGCAUUAAUAGUUACUGGUGAUUGGAAUGCAAAAGUAGGAAACAAAGAAGUGUCAGUAGUUGGAAAAUAUGGCCUUGGUAGAAAUGAUGCUGGAUAUCGCAUGAUAAAAUUUUGCAAGACCAAUGACCUAUGCACUGAGAUACCUUUUUUCAACAACAUAAAUGGUGACUACACAUAUGAACCUUGGCAAAUGGAAUACAUGGGAAUCAAAUCAACUACACCUGUGGAAAAAGAUGACAGAGAAGCUGAAUACCAUCAGGCAGAACAAGGCCAGGGGCCAGCUGUGGGACAGACCAUCAAUUGCUCAUAUGCAAGUUCAGGUUGAAGCUGAAGAAAAUUAAAACAAUUCCUCAAGAGCCAAAGUAUGACUUGAGUAUAUUCCACUGAAUUUAGAGACCAUCUAAGGAAUAGAUUUGAUGCAGUGGACAUUAAUGAGAGAAAACGAGACAAGCUGUGGGAUGACAGCAAGGACAUCAUACAUGAAGAAAGCAAAAGAUCAUUUAAAAGGCAGGAAAGAAAGAAAUAAAAUGAUGUCAGAUGAGAUUCUGAAGUUUCUAUGACUUUGUCUUGUACAAGUUCCAUAGAUACACCCAGACUCCAUGAAGGACCAAAUUACUGGGUUGAAGACUAUGGGGACCAUGGUCUCAGGGAACACCUAGCUCAACUGGCAUAACAUAGUUUGUGGAAAAGGUGUUCUACAUUCGACUUUGGUGAAUCUGUCUGGAGUCUUGGGAGCUUAUGAGCAACCAUCUAGGAUGAUACUCCAUUGGUCUCACCCCACCGGGAGCAAGGGAGAACGAAGAAAACCAAAGACACAAGGGAAAGAUUAGUUCAAAGGACUGAUGGACCACAACUACCACAGCCUCCACCAGACUGAGUCCAGUACAGCUAGAUGGUGCCCAGCUAUCACCACCAACUGCUCUAAUAGGGAUCACAAUAGAGAGUCCAAAACAGAGCUGGAGAAAAACGUAGAACAAAAUUCUUACACACACAAAAAAAGACCAGACUAGUACUGGUCUGACAGAGACUGCAGAAACCCUGAGAGUAUGGCCCUCCAGAUAACCUUUUAGCUCAGCAAUGAGGUCACUCCUGGGGUUCACCCUUCAGCCAAAGAUCGGAUGGGCCCAUGGAACAAGGCAAGACUAAAGGGGCACACCAGCCCAGGGGCAAGGACUGCAAGGCAGGAGGGAACAGGAAAGCUGGUGACAGGGAACCCGUCAAGAGAGGAGAGUGUUGACAUGUCGUGUGGUUAGUGGCCAAUGUCACAGAACAAUAUUUGUACUAACUGUUUAAUGAGAUGCUAGUUUGUUCUAUAAAACUUCAUCUAAAGUACAAUAAAAAAAAAACAA